Molecule: messenger RNA, 3123 nt
Organism: Gavialis gangeticus (Gharial)
Lineage: Eukaryota; Metazoa; Chordata; Crocodylia; Gavialidae
Gene: SLF2
Product: SMC5-SMC6 complex localization factor 2
Exons: 21
Coding region: 81-3029 (982 amino acids)
Biological process (GO): positive regulation of double-strand break repair; DNA damage response; protein localization to site of double-strand break
Cellular component (GO): nucleus; site of double-strand break
Source: RefSeq, a predicted model, not a curated record
GCCCUGGAGUUAUAACCAAAAAGCAAAAGGAUGUUAAGCAUGACCUGGGGAAAAGUGAGAGAGGUCCAGUGUUACCAAGAAUGCCGUUGUCUUCUGGCAAUAGUAGAGAUUGGAGGACUGAUUCUGUGGAUCUAGGGAAGGCCAGUUCAGGCUCCAACAAAUGGGUUUUGACACCAGAAACUGAUGCUCUGAAGGACAGCACCAGAAGUACUGGUAACAUGAAUGGUACUUCGUGGAAUGUAAGAGCAGGCCAUUCCCCAAUGCAGCAGCGCACCUCUGAUAAUUCUCAAUUUAGGUUAUUCUUGGACUCUUACAGCAGAGAAAGAGAGCAGAAGAAACAAAGAAUGGAACGAGCUAAGCAGCAUCCCUCCACCCCAGUAAAGGCACUCUCCGGAACAAGCGUAUCAAAUCAGGGCAAUGGAUGUAACUUAAGGAAGAGAUCACACUCUACAUCAUGGGAGGCUCCUUCAGAUCAAUCUUCUGAAUCGAAACUGUCGUCAAAACCCAAGGUACCUUCUCCAAACCAAUCAGGACAGUCAUCUGAAAAACCUGUUAACCUGUUGAAAAGCCAGUCCUUUCCAUCACUCUGCCUUAACUCGGAAACUUCUUCUGAACUGUCCAAAUGCACAGAGUUUCCUGGAAAAAGAAAACGGGUCUCCGUGGAUACGGAAACGAAAAAUGAAAAAGAUAACUCUUCUCCUGUGGAUUCACGUUCUGGAUGCAGUGCAAGUACAGAUGAUCAAAUGUGUGUUGCAGAUUCCAAAGAAAAUCAUUUGCAAGUAACUUGCUCACAACUCUCUUUGGAAAAGUCUUGUCCUUUUUCUCAAGAAAAAACUGGCAUAAUGACUUCUCCUCAUCAGUUAACAAGAAUUCAUGCAGACACUGUGUAUACAAAAGAAACAAAAUGCCUACCACAUUCCUCCCAGGUUCAGAUGGCCACUGUGUCAUCUUUGGUAUUGGGUGCUAAGAAAGAGCAAGACGGACUGAGACCAACAGAACCUGUCCUCUGUAAAGCUGGUAAUACACAGCAUCCCUCAGAUUUACACAGAAGCUUUUCUAAAUCAAAAAAGAAUGGUGAAAAAACCUCAGAAGAUGCUUGUAGGCUUCUGAGAGUGGAAAUUUCUGAGAAGCCUUUAUCUUCAGUAAGGACUGGUAAAAAAAGGGUUGCACGUUCACUGUCUUUUAAAGGUGCAUGUUCAGCUAAUAACCCUAGCUCUUCACAGUUUUUAAAUGAGUUGGACACUGAAAGCCACACAGUAGAGACUUCUGUGCUGAAUGGGAAUUUAAGGAACAGUUUUGAUAGUGAAGAUGAGAGUAUUGAAUGCAAUCUGGAAAGUGAAGAAGAAGAAGAAAUACUCUUACCACUGCAGGAAAUCCUGUCUUUGAGUUCCAAGCCACAAAGUAGAACCCCAGACAGAGCUUGUCUUCAGGAUCUUUCACAGGAUACCAUGUCUCUCUCACCAAAACUUCCUCUUCUAAAGCUUACCGUUGCUACUGAAGUGUCUUAUGUAAACAGCCUGGAGCAUCUUGUGAAGGAGAAAGAAGAAUCCAAAAGGGUAGAUGAAUUGGAGAAGCAGCUACAGAAAGACAUUCAGCGAACAGAAGUAAGUUCUUCAGUUGAAGUAGAGGAUGAAAGCACCCAAGAAGAUGGAGACCUUUCAGAAGAGCACAGGGCAUUUUUACAGAGAUUUUCAGUAAUAACUGAUGCCAUUCCUGAUUACCACCCUGGGGAAGAGAUAUUUCACUUCUCAAACUCUGGAAGAAUCUUCAAUCAGCGUAACCUUGACUUGAGGAAUUUUGGAUUCAACUCUCAAAAUCCUAUAGAAAAACUCCUCCUUAGCUCUGAAGUAAGACAGCAGCUUUCUUUAACAACUCAGGGUUUCCUCAGUUCUGCUUACAGUUGUACUCAGUGCCCCAUGCCAGUUUUAAAGUGGCUGUUUCAGAUGAUGUCAGUUCAUUCAGACUGUUAUGUUUCAACACGGAUGUUGGACAUGUUGAUGGAGAUAACAAUUAAAAAUGCUUCUACUGGUGCUGAACAUUUUAGACCCUGGGUUCCCUCCCUGUCUGAUGUAUCGGCUGUGUUGAUCAAUAUGGGAGUUCACUUUGGCACUCUCUUUCCUCUGAAACAUCUUCAGCCCAACUUCAGUGAAGGUGAUAUUUUUAGAUCCAAAAUGCAAAUGUUAGUGAUGAAACCAGCAAGUGGAAACAUCUCUUCAGGUCCAGCUUUCUCUUGUCUGCCAGAAACCAAUCUAAUUAAUGUAAUCAAGUUUUUAGUUUUUUGUACAACUAUAUAUCAGGAUGUCUAUACAGACCAAGAAUUAUUGCUACUGCUGUUACUGCUGUUCAAAAUAAGCCUGGAAAAACUAUUGAAGCAAAUUCCGUUAAUAGACCUUCAGUGCCUUCUGAUAAAACUGCUGAAAAGUAUAAGAGACUGGGAUGCCAAGAUGUCUGAACUGUGCCUGGCAAUGAGCGACCUUUCUAGUCACCACCAUGACCUCCUGUGGUUGGUUCAGCUGGUCCCUAGCUGGGUAACACGUGGAAGACAAGUAAGAAGAUGCCUUAGCCUCGUGAUCAUUUCAAAAUUUCUUAAUCAAAAGAAUACAAGAAUACCAGCCACCAGUGACCAGCAGCUCUCUCUCCUGUGUCAGUAUCUGGCAUACAUAAAGCCUUCUAGUAUAUUAAAAAAGAAGUUAGAAGAAAGAAUGGACCAGCCGGCUGACCUCGGUGGAGAAUACCUUCAGACAGAGCUAGAGCAGCAGGCUUACUAUCUGACCUACGUUCUUCUUCACUUGGUCAGUGAAGUUUGUUGCUUUGAUGUUCUGAAUUCUAAUCGGAGGCAACACUUACUGAGGCUCUGCAGUGCCCUAGAUAAACAUGUGAAGUGUGAUAUUAGGGAAGAUGCAAGACUGUUCUACAGAACUAAGGUGAAAGACUUAGUUGCUAGGAUAUAUGGCAAGUGGCAGGAAAUGAUACAAAACUCGCGUCCUACUCAGGGGAAACUGCAUGAUUUCUGGGUGCCAGAUUCAUGAAACAUCAACCAGGUCAGAGGAAAAAAAUCAAAGAAACGGAACAAGAGCCUCUUCUGUCACCAAGAAACCCUUUGCAAGUUGUGUGAAAUUUUCA